GUGCCAAAGUCGUGCCUAUUUUGUGUCACAAAAAUUCUUAGAGGAAUCCUGGGAAAGAGCUUUUCAUGCAUCCUGCAGUUCAUAUCUACAGCAUUUGUCAGAACACUAAGGAACUUCAUGUUGGUGUUGUUUAUGCCAGAACAUAGUAAGCAAGGCAAAUUAACUGCAGCCUUGUGUAAACUUUUAGUUGGCCAACAAGAUGCAAUUGAAAGAGAACUGAGCUCUCUGGCUGGAAGCUGAACGUGAUGACGGCCUGGUCUAUGGUAGGGAAGCUGAAAAUGGAGAAGAGGUACUCCAGAGAAGACAGAAAUGUGGAACAAGAUGCUGGGGAAUGCAGUGCUGAAUCUGAGGAAUGGACGAGCUCAGAAAGUGAACCUGAGCAACCAUACUUCAGAAGCAGCUGUAGCAAUACUCAGUGGAGAGAAAAGGAGGUUUCCACUAAACCACAUCGGCCACUCUGUCGGUCCCCUUGUUUGGAUCGCCCAAGUUUUUCACAGAGCAGUAUCACACAAGACUUGAAACUAGAUGAAUGCAAAACAAAUUUGGACAAGGAAUACCAAGCUAAAAUGGAUUUUGCUUUAAAGCUUGGGUAUGCGGGAGAUCAGAUCCAGGCUGUAUUGAAUAAAUUGGGAGCAGAUGCACUCAUCAAUGAUGUUCUGGCAGAGCUUGUGAGACUUGGCAACAAAAGUGAAUCAGAGGGACAAAGCAGUGCCAGCAGUACCACUAGUACUCUGGUGCCAAGAGGCCCUUGCCCAAAGGAAAUAGCAAGCCCUGAAUUGUCACUUGAAGAUGAAGUUGUGGAUAACAGUGAUAACUUGAGGCCAAUUGUCAUUGAUGGAAGCAAUGUGGCUAUGAGCCAUGGGAAUAAAGAAGGAUUUUCCUGUCGGGGAAUUCAACUAGCUGUUGAUUGGUUUCUGGAAAAAGGACAUAAAGAUAUCACUGUCUUUGUACCUGCAUGGAGAAAAGAACAGUCUCGACCUGAUGCACCAAUUACAGAUCAAGAAAUCUUACGUAAAUUGGAGAAAGAAAAAAUUCUUGUUUUCACCCCAUCUCGAAGAGUUCAGGGAAGAAGAGUAGUUUGCUAUGAUGAUCGAUUCAUAGUAAAGCUUGCGUUCGACUCGGAUGGCAUCAUUGUAUCAAAUGACAACUAUCGUGAUCUUCAAAAUGAAAAACCAGAAUGGAAGAAGUUCAUAGAGGAGCGGCUGCUAAUGUAUUCUUUUGUGAAUGACAAAUUUAUGCCUCCUGAUGAUCCCUUAGGACGCCAUGGUCCAAGCCUUGAAAAUUUCUUAAGAAAAAGGCCAGUUAUUCCUGAACAUAAGAAACAACCGUGUCCUUAUGGUAAAAAGUGCACCUAUGGGCACAAAUGUAAAUAUUACCACCCAGAACGGGCAAACCAGCCUCAAAGGUCAGUAGCGGAUGAGCUUCGAAUAAGUGCCAAAUUAUCUGCUGUGAAAACUAUGAGUGAGGGAGCCUUGGCCAAAUGUGGCACAGGGCCAUCCAGCUCCAAAGGAGAAAUCAGUUCUGAAGUGAAACGCAUUGCCCCAAAACGCCAGUCAGAUCCAAGCAUUAGAUCAGUAGCUGUGGAGCCUGAGGAAAAGUUAUCAGUAGCCCGGAAGUCUGAGGCCAGCUCUGUCCCGUCUCUGGUUUCUGCAUUAAGUGUACCAACGCUCCCUCCACCAAAAAGCCAUGCAGCUGGUGCAUUAAAUACUCGUUCUGCAAGCAGUCCGGUGCCAGGUUCCUCACAGUUCAUGCAUCAGAAAUCCUCACUGGAACAUAUGUCCAGUGUGCAAUAUCCUCCUAUACUAGUCACCAAUAGCCAUGGUGCCUCAGUUAGCUAUACUGACCAGUAUCCCAAAUAUGAAUCAUUGGGGGACCAUGGCUAUUAUUCCUUACUCAGUGAUUUCUCUAACUUGAGCAUAAGUAGUAUCCGUAACACAGAUUAUUACGGGGCUGAUAUGGACCAGGGGAUGUAUUCUAGAAACUCAAGCCCCUGUCCUGACAAUUGCUUAAGCCAUACAAGUAAUGAUUCUUAUUCCUCUUACAAUGACUUGUAUCUGGGUGUAGCAGAUGCCAGUCCAGAAGACAAUGUGAAGAUCCACAGACUGCCAUCGCAAAAUCGUCUUCAGCCUUUUUCCCAUGGUUACCAUGAAGCCUUAAAUAGAGUUCAGAGUUAUGGAACUGAAGAGCCUAAGCACUCCCUUCGCAAACAGUCAGUUUCCCACUUAGGCCUACAUGCCCAGCAUCCAGUUGUUGGAGCACGGUCCAGUUGUCCAGGAGAAUACCCUGUGCCUCAAAAUGUUCAUCCAUCAACUGCACAACCAAGCCGUGCCUUGGUCAUGACAAGAAUGGACAGCAUUUCUGACUCACGGCUUUAUGAAAGUAACCCUACAAGGCAGAGAAGACCACCACUCUGUCGAGAGCAGCAUGCUAGCUGGGAUCCAUUACCAUGUGCAUCGGACUCAUACACUUACCACUCGUACCCAUUGAGUAACAACCUCAUGCAGCCAUGUUAUGAACCUGUAAUGGUAAGAAGCAUGCCUGAGAAGAUGGAGCAACUCUGGAGGAAUCCCUGGAUUGGGAUAUGUGGUGAGCCACGGGAACCACAUAUCAUCCCAGAACAUCAGUAUCAAACAUACAAGAACCUCUGCAAUAUUUUCCCUCCAAGCAUUGUCCUUUCUGUGAUGGAAAAGAAUCCCCACAUGACAGAUGCACAACAGCUGGCAGCUAUGAUUGUUGCCAAAUUAAGAACAGGGCGUUAAAGCAUUACAGCCUCUUUUGGAUAAAUGAAACUGCACAGCAUAUAGGACCUGGAGGAAAAUUUAAAUGAAGAUGGAAGGGUCCAAUCUGUUGUAAAUAUUUUCUACUAAGCCAAUGUAAAAUUCUGUACACAGUAGCAAUCUCAUAUAUAUAUAUAUGUGUAUAUAUAUAUAUAUAUAUAUGCUGAGGCAGUAUAUGAGUCGAUUGUAUUGUAAAUUUUAAGAUUUUAAAUAUAGGGAUUUUUAAUAGUAUUUUACAGGAAAUGCAUACCUUGCUGCAUGGAUAGCUCAUUAAGAACUACAAUGUCACGUUCAGUGUCUCAAAGCUGUUACUACAAAAUAUUGUUAACAAUUAUAUUGCAUGUAUUAGUGUACACUUUCAAUUUCCUUAUAAAUACGUAAUUGGCUUUCUAAAAGUAUGCUCUAUACACAGCCACCUGGCUUUUAGGGUUUCAGCUUUGUCAUUUGACACUGCCUACUGGCAUGUUAAAUAUUGAAGAAAAAGUAAACUUGACAAAAAUUAAAAUACUCAAUUUGUAAAAGGAAAAACUGAUCUCAUCUUUGGAAUGUCAGUAUUGUUGUUGGCACUUAAAUUUCAAAACUGUUCCCCAAGAGUUUGAGUAUCUAUCUGUUACAUUGUCCAAUACUUGGGCUCAAUCCAACAGAAGCCAAAUACGGACCAAAGCAUUAAGGAGUGUGAAGGCCUGAGCGCCAUUCAGUAAGCGAAACCAAGUUUAACUGUAGCAGCUCUCUUCAGAAGCACCUCUCAACGGCGUGGUAAGCAGCUGCUGGCCACAGGACUAGACAAGCUGAAGGUAAAGUGUCAGUUUUAUGUGAUUGGAUUGCUCAGCCUGGCACAGUGGAAGCAGGAUGUUAACAUGAAAGUUCAUCAGUAACUACAGCCCUUCCUCUGGGGGCAAGAGUGGUGUUUGAGUGAACCUAACAUUCACGAUGGCUGUACAUGAUCAACUUGGGGGGUGGGGGGCGGAGGCUGCUUCUUGAAAAGAGGUGCUACAGUUUGCGUUUGUGGCAAAGCUGGCCUGGUUUUUGCUCUUCAGAUCCACGCAAAGGUGUGCAUUUGCCUCAUGAAGGCUUUUAGAGUUCCUGUUUCAAUAGGUGAGAUAAUUUUGUGUGGCAUUGUUUGCGCAAUUGGUAUCUUGCUCAGGGUGGGAACCUUUGUAGCUAAAUGUCUCCAAAAGAGGCGUUUAUUGUUUUUUAAGCUGCACUGACUGGACGCCCUUUUUUGAAUCCAUUGUAUAUUUCAGCAUUUCGAACCAUUACUAACUCGAUACAUCUCGAGCUAGGACUUGUUGACUUCUACUGUAGUUUUUUUCAUGAAAGUUGAGAAGGCCUGGUUUAUGGCCUUUUGUUUCUUCAUGAGAAGGUGUGACACUGCCUAAAUGUUUCUUACUGUGAAACACACGGAACGUGAGGCUGCAGUCAGGGUUGUUUCUGGUGUUUUGAUAAUGGCUUGCAUGCUGCUUUCUAGUUAUCUGUUUGCCUGAGGAACAAAGUUAUAGCAUUUCCUCCACUUGUGUUACUGUAAUGGUUGGUUUGAUUCCAAAUAUCUUGUGGGCUCUUUAUCAUGUGCAAAAUAUGUUCCUGUCAUAUAAAAAAAAAAAACCAACAACUAAACAAAAAACCACCAACCCACCAACAAACCACAAUUACAGAUGCAACUACAGUUAAUUUACUGAUAUUUGAUAACCAUAUCAUUUCACAGAGGAUAAAUAUUCUUGUGUUGGUAGAGGUAACGUAUAUGAUGACCAUGUCAUUAUGUAUUUAAAAUGAAUUAACUUGAAGGUGAUUCUGUAUUUAGACUUUGUGUUUAAAAAUAACUUCAGUUUUAAUUAGUUGGUUAUCAUCUCUGUUGAUGGGAAAAAAAAAAUCUUCAGACAUUUAUAAUAGUUGGGGAAAACAGAUUUACCUCUCGAUCACUUUUCAGAAACAUUUCUUACUAACUAGCAUUUUAUAUUUUUAAUUUGCAAUUAAUUCUUAUUCUCUUCUCUUGCAUGGUAUAAGCAGCUGAGAGCAAUGCCUCAAAUAACCAGAAAUGACCUUUUGUUUGUUGAUACAAAUUGUAUCUCUUUUUCUUGAUUGUAUAAAAACUGUGUAUUUAAAAAAAAAAAAAAAAAAACUCUAGAUGAACUUCAGUAUUACAUUUUCACCACAAUGUUUGUGACACCAUGUGUCACAGGGAAGUAGCCCAUUGAGUAAUUAUGGAUCUUUUUUAUUUGAAAUGGGCACUUGUAGUUUAUAGACAAACAAGGACAACUUUUCAGAACCAGUUUAUUAUGUGCACAGAUACUGUGUGUACACCUCAGAGCAUCACAUGGUUAUCUUUAGUCUAUUUAUUAAGCAGAUACAUUCUUGCACUAAACUUUAUGUAAAAAUGUUGCUGUUAACUCAUCUGCAUGUGUUUAAAAUGUAACUAGAAUUGCUGUAGACCCUGCUUUAUUCUUAACGGAUUAAUUUAUAAAUUAUUUAGGUAUAAAAUGAAGUUUAUUGUGCACUCAUGUUUUCCAUCUUGCAUGGAAUUAAAUAUUUGUAUGUAGAAAAAUGUUUGUUCCAUUUUCCUCCAAUUACAAAGAUAAGCUAUUUUAAGAGGGGUUUAGUAGGUGUUUUUGAUGUUUUCUAAUGUGGAAAACUGAGCAGAAAUUUCUGUAUGAAGUGUCGGGUGGUUUAGGGAGAUACUCAUUUUUGUAGGCUUUGUCUAGUCAUUUUAAUUUUCACUAACUUUUGUUUUACUGAUAGAUAAAUUCCUUUUUAAACAAUGGGAAUGCUGCGCCAAUACAAACCCAGCAUAUGAUUUCCCUAAGCUGUUUUGAAGGCAAAUUGUCUUUUCCUAAGCAGCUAUUGGCAUCCAUCAUGCACCGUCACAGAAGCGGCAGCGUAGCCUUGUGGAAGUAAUUUUCAAAUUUUGUGCUAGUUUAGACCUCCUUAGAGGUUAUGAAACUUUUGUAUGUGAUGUAGUCUUUCCUAACCAACUACUUUCAGUGAUAAUUCAGUCAUCCACAUCUGUUUUCAGGUAUGUUUACAAGCCACUUCAAAACACACAUUCAUUCAUCUUCAGCGCAUAAGCUUAGAUUUCUUCUUACAUGGAAGAGUUGAUCUAAUUAACACCUGAUCACAACUGUCUAUAUUGUAAAUAUGAGACUUUGUAUAAAUGCUCUUUUUGAGAGCAUAGUAUUUAAAUGUUUUUAAAACUGUAAGAGAACUGUUCUAGAAACUAUAUUUUAAUAAAAUCCAUGAAAUUACAAUUCUAGAUGAGGG
Messenger RNA from Egretta garzetta (little egret), 6029 nucleotides. RefSeq names its product zinc finger CCCH-type containing 12B (gene ZC3H12B). Lineage: Eukaryota; Metazoa; Chordata; Aves; Pelecaniformes; Ardeidae. The coding region runs from base 246 to 2759 and encodes 837 amino acids. The record is from RefSeq and is a predicted model, not a curated record. Gene Ontology annotation, cellular component: cytoplasmic ribonucleoprotein granule; nucleus. Gene Ontology annotation, molecular function: RNA endonuclease activity; metal ion binding; mRNA binding. The transcript is spliced from 6 exons.